UCUCGCGAGGUUUCCCCGCCGCGGCUGUCACCUUCUUGGCCAGCCGGCGCGAGCUCGGUGCCGCUUCAGGACUCAGGCGACGAUGGCAGCCCUGAGGGGGCUCCUGUGGUGGCGGCGCCGCCGCUGCUGCUCCCCCUCCGAGUUGCCUCCGCGCCGCCUGCUGCUGCUCUGGAGCGCGAGAGGCAAGGGCCGGGCGGCGCCGAAGAGCGGUCUGAGCGCAGCGGCGGCGGGGGCUGCCGGCGGGGCGCUGGCUUGGCUCGUCUGUCAGCGCUACUACGGCGAGCGGGAAGCGUUGUUUGGCGGCAAGGGACGCCCGGCGGAGGGACGGAGGCUGCUGCCCAUCCCUGUGGCGGCGGCUGCCAAGGAGACGGCGACCACAGAUGGCAGAUCAGAUUAUGAAGAUUUGGAUCUCUGUGCAACUUCCCGGGAGCAGCGGUUUCGUAUGUUUUCCAGUUUAGAAUUUGAAGGGCAACUGUUUAUGACACCAUAUGACUUCAUUCAGUCUGUUUCAAAUGAUGAACCAAGACAGCCAAAGCAGUGGAAGUCGCUUUCAAAACAGGAAUUGAAUCAGAUACUUCUCGAAACUCCACCAGUUUGGAAAGGAUCAUCCAAACUUUUUCGGAAUCUCCGGGAGAAAGGUGUGAUUUCUUACACAGAAUAUCUCUUUCUGUUAUGUAUCUUAACAAAGCCACAUGCUGGUUUUAGAAUAGCUUUCAACAUGUUUGAUACAGAUGGAAAUGAGAUGGUGGACAAAAAAGAGUUCUUAGUGCUGCAAGACAUAUUCAGAAAGAAAAAUGAGAAGAAAGAAAGGAGAGGAAAUGAAGAGAAGCGUGCUAUGUUGCACCUCCAACUUUAUGGAUACCACAGUCCUACUACCGCAGUGCUAAAAACAGAAGGAGAGGACCUUGUUCCAAGAAGCUAUUGGGAUACUCUGAGACGUAGCACAAGCCAAGCACUCUUUUCAGACCUUGCAGAGCGUGCAGAUGACAUCACCAAUUUACUGUCAGAUACUACUCUGCUGAUCCACUUUUUUGGCAAAAAAGGAAAAGCUGAACUUAACUUUGAAGAUUUUUAUAGGUUUAUGGAUAACCUCCAAACUGAAGUUCUUGAAAUAGAAUUCCUUUCCUACUCUAAUGGGAUGACCACCAUCAGUGAAGAAGACUUCGCUCAUAUACUUUUAAGAUACACAAAUGUGGAAAAUACAUCAAGCUACCUGGAAAAUGUGCACAGCAGUAUCCCAGAAGAACAAGGCAUUACAUUUGAUGAAUUCAGAUCAUUUUUCCAGUUUUUGAACAAUCUAGAAGACUUUGCCAUUGCGAUGCAGAUGUAUAAUUUUGCAAACCGUUCAAUAGGACAAGAUGAGUUCAAACGUGCAGUAUAUGUAGCCACAGGUUUGAAGCUUUCACCGCAUUUAGUGAACACAGUCUUUAAGAUUUUUGAUGUAGACAAAGAUGAUCAGCUGAGCCACAAAGAAUUUAUUGGUAUUAUGAAAGACAGAUUGCAUCGAGGAUUCAGAGGAUAUAAAAGCGUACAAAAAUACACAACUUUCAAAUCUUGUGUGAAGAAAGAACUCAAUAGCAACAGAUAAACCAUGAGAAAAACCAAAUACGAAGAGAAGAAGAUCCAUAAUUGUGUGAUGACUAUAUUAUGCAAGCACUUCAGAGAACUCUGGAAGCAAUUUCACAGCCGUGACAAGAUGAGAUAAACGACAAGACAUCUUUAAUGCUUAGUUUUUCCCUCUCUCUUUUGUUAACUGAGGAAAGAUUGAGGCAAACAUUUUUCAUUUAUAGCAAAAUAGGUUAUCAGUUUGGACUGUGACCCUUGAGAGUCUCUGCUGCUGUAAACAUAGUUCAUCUGUAUCAAUGGAAUAAGAUGCAUCUAUUUCUUAAUUUCCACCUUUUUCAUCACCCCUUUUCAUGUGAAUCACUGAAAUUAUUUUUGUAAUGUUUGGAAAUAAUUUUCAAAUCAGUGCAGAGAAAUAUUAUGCAUGUUUAGUGAGAGUGGGGCUGCGUUCUGUGGGGCUUACUCUCUGGAAAGUGUGCAUAGGAUUGCAUUUUUAAUAGAAAUUUCUAGGGAAGUAGCUGUGUUAGCCUGUUAUGGCAAAACAAUGAGUCUUAUAGCACUUUUAAAUAUUAUCAAGUUUUAUUGGGCAUAACCUCUUAUGAACAGGAGACAUUUCAUCAGAACCAUGGAAUUCUAUCUGAAUUGGCAGAUUAUUGUUCAGGUUCUUGGUUGCAUAUGUAAUCAGUGGGGCAAAAGGAAACAAUGCCGAAAGUGGAAUUCAUGAACAUUUAUAACAGUGAUAAUUAACAAACCCAUUGGAUGACAACACAUUUAUGGCAAAUAAAGCUUAUUAGUCUUUAGGGUUCCAAACAGCACUUUGAUAUCCUUAAUGGAUUGUUUUUAAAUACAGUAGAAUCCCGGUAGUCCGAGUUAAACGGGCGGACCUCAGCUCGGUCAACCCAGAUGACUCGGAUUACCAGGCCUCUCCGUUGAGACUCAGCCUGGAUUUGGAGGAGCUUGCAGCCCCUUUGAAUCCACGCUGCGUCCCAACGGAGGGGAGGCCUCUCCAUUGGGAGGCAGCUUGGAUCCAGAGGAGCUUGCAGCCCCUUUGAAUCCAUGCUGCGUCCCAGUGGAAGGGAGGCCUCUCCCUUGGGAGGCAGUUUGUGUCCGGAGGAGCUUGCAGCCCCUCUGAAUCCACGCUGCGUCCCAACGGAGGGGAGGCCUUUCCUCCGUUGGGAGGCAGCUUGGAUCCGGAGGAGCUUGCAGCCCCUCUGAAUCCACGCUGCGUCCCAACGGAGGAGAGGCCUCCAUGGCCGUGGUUUGGAUCCAGGGGAGCUUGCCGCUUCUCUGGGUCCAAGCACCCGCCGAAUGGAGAGGAAACUUCUCCCUUCGGCGGGCGUUUGGGCCAGCCAUUGAGCGGGUGAAGGGGGAGGGCAGCAAAACCCCUACCCGUUCACCCGUCCGCUCGUGCCUCGGCUCCUUCGUCAUGCCAGGAGCCGGCAGCACCGGCACCCGGCGUGUCGAACGGCCAGCCAUGCGUGUUGCUAGGUAGAUAGCAAGCUACCUAGCAACACACAGGGGGCGUUCGCCCCUUGGGAGGUGCCCCCUGCGUGUUGCUAGGGGGCACCUCCCAAGAGGCGAGUACCCCAUGCGUGUUGCUAGAUAGCUUGCUAUCUACCUAGCAACACGCACGCCAGCGAGCAGGUGAAUGGGAGGGCCUUUGCGGCUCUCCCUGUACACCCGCUCGGACAAGCAGGGCUCGGACGAGCGGGGUUUUACUGUACUACUUUUGGUUUCUUCCAGAACAAUAGUACAGUGUUCCCUCACUUAUCACUGAGGUUAGGUUCCAGGACCACCCGCAAUAAGUGAAAAUCCGCGAAGUAGGGAUACUAUAUUUAUUUUAAUUUUUAUACAUGAUUUUAGUAGUUAUACAGUAUUUUAAGUCUUUAUCAACCAAUCGUGUGUUGAUAAAUCGCCUCCUCCUUCUCCUGUUGUUGCUUGGGCUCCUUUUCUCUCCCCUCAGCUUCUCCUUCCUCCCUUCCUUAGGCUGUAAAUUGUAAUUUUUUAUGAUUAAUAACAGUCUUUUAGAGUUGAUUGAAAAACAGCGAAUCUGCAAAAAGUGAACCGCAAAGUAGUGAGGGAACACUGUAUUAUGGGUUUUAUCUUUUUUAUCUUUGGGAGUCUUUGCGGGGAAUAUGCUAGUAGAGGAAAGUGGGGUAUAAGUCAUUAAACUAAAAUUAUGCAUGGACCUCUUACUGUCUAUGUGGAGCCUUUUCAAUAAUAUUGCAAACCUGCUGAUUAUUUUCAAUGUGAAGGGAGCAGUGCAUUCUCACAAACAGCUCAGUAAUACCAUUUAACCUUUCUGAAAAAGCUCUGGAUGCAGAAAUAAUAACUGAAAAAAAUUGUGCAUGUUACUGUAGUACCAUUUUUGUAUGCAUUUUCUGCCAAGGAGAAAUACGUAUUAGUAACCCAAGCUAGAUGAGGUUAUUUCACUUUAAAUAUAAUGGUUACGAAACUCUAUAUAAUGUGAAUUAUUUUAAGAAUGUAUUUUUAAAAGGUCUGUUGUAUUUAUUUCAUUUUACAUGCCAUUCCAUUUUCUUAGUAAGUUUAUUAUGCUGAUAUAUGUGCCUUUAAUAAUAAUAUGUACAUAAAAAUAUUCCCAGUGGAUGUUAGAAUAGCAACCUAUUUUAACAGGAAUAUGAAAUAAAGAUCAUUUUGCAGCAGAAAGCAAUUUGGGAAAUAUGUUAUAAAGUUACUAUGAAAUCUAACUAUUUUCUUACAUUAUAGAUUUAUGAAAACAUUAAACUAUUGAAAUAUGGAUAGCAUAAAUAGAUAAGAUUUUAAAAGAAAUCUUUAUCCGUGAGCCUUUAAACGAGAGCAUUUUGAGUCAGUACUGAUGUUCGUCAUUCCAUGCUACUAAACUAAAUCAAAUGCAGCACUUUGCAUUCUUUUAUCUGAGAAUAGUAGUGUCAUUUAUAUGUAGAUUCAAUAAAGUUAAUCAAAGUA
Anolis carolinensis (green anole) is the source of this 4509-nucleotide messenger RNA. It is a transcript of the gene micu3, whose product is annotated as mitochondrial calcium uptake family member 3. Gene Ontology annotation, biological process: calcium import into the mitochondrion; mitochondrial calcium ion homeostasis. Gene Ontology annotation, cellular component: uniplex complex. NCBI's taxonomy places the organism in Eukaryota, Metazoa, Chordata, Lepidosauria, Squamata, Anolidae. The record is from RefSeq and is a predicted model, not a curated record. The transcript is spliced from 15 exons. Gene Ontology annotation, molecular function: calcium ion binding. Bases 83 to 1588 code for a protein of 501 amino acids.